Dracunculus medinensis (Guinea worm) is the source of this 219-nucleotide messenger RNA. Lineage: Eukaryota; Metazoa; Nematoda; Chromadorea; Rhabditida; Dracunculidae. The record is from the annotation of a GenBank genome assembly.
AUGGGCCCUAAUCAAGCUGGAUUCAGGCCGGGGCGCGGUUGUGCUGACCAGAUCUUCACGUUAAGAAGGAUAUUGGAACAUCGCUUUAGAUAUUUGCAACAUACUGUCACGCGUUUCAUCGACUUUGUGGCUGCCUUUGAUUCAAUUGAUAAAGCGGUGCUUUGGAGGGUGAUGGAACGCAACGGAUACUCUUUAAUACCCUUAGCAGAGGUCUGGUAG